Molecule: messenger RNA, 1025 nt
Organism: Argiope bruennichi
Lineage: Eukaryota; Metazoa; Arthropoda; Arachnida; Araneae; Araneidae
Product: COMM domain-containing protein 2-like
Exons: 5
Coding region: 130-729 (199 amino acids)
Source: RefSeq, a predicted model, not a curated record
GUAAAGUCAAAUCAAUCUGGAGGUGUUUUUCUGAUUGUUUAGGAGCAGAAACGAGUGAAAGUAAUCUCCGACCACUUAAGAUUGAGUUUGAAAUUUUAGCUUCCCCAGCCAAAAAAAAAAAAAAAAAAAAUGCUGUUAAUUCUUGAUGAUAUUCACAAGUUACAUUUGGAACUUUUAAAGACCAUUGAUGAAAAAAUUGUGAGAGAAUUUUGCCGUAUAUCUGUUGAACAUCUUUUUAAAGGUAGUAACCCAAAGGUUUAUCAAAGUGCUGCACAGCGACUAAAUGUGGAAACAGAUAUUGUUCAGAAUGCUAUUGCUGGUAUCAUACAGCUGUUGAUUGAAGCCUCAAAGGCGAUGGUCACUGAAAUGGAAUUCCGUGAUUCCAUCAUUGUGCUAAGCUUCAAUAGUGAAACUCAAGAGGAGCUUGUUAAAUGCUAUCUAGAAAAUAACCAAAAUAUUAGAUCACUCCUUUCUAGUUUAGAAAUGUGUGUGCCUCAUUAUAAAAAUCUUGAAUGGAGACUUGAUGUUCAAAUUGCUAGUCGAUCUUUAAGACGUCCAAUGGAACCAUCAAUGCUUUUAAAGUUGCAAUUAGAAGAAGGAAAGGAAUUAAAAAAUAUUAUUCUGGAAGCAGAUCCAUCUAAUAUCAUAAAUAUGACUAAAGUAUUAGAUCAAGCUCUUCAAGAAGCAAAAUCGCAACACUUCCGAAGAGUAAUGAGAAGUAUAAAAUAACUCUUAAAUUGAAUGAUGAAGUUGUUAGUUACUAAAGAAGAAUUGUAUUAUAUUGUACAUAAGCAAGUACAUUUCUGUUUCUUCACUGUUAUUACUGCAUAUUUUAUAUUAUAUAUCAUGAAUCAAUAUUCUAUUAAUAUUGUUUUCGGUAAUUUCUAUUAUAUUUACUUUUUUUUUAACUGUUGAAUGAACUUUAUAUGAUAGUGAAUAAUUACUGUAGAUAUUUUUGUAGUUGUACUUGAAUAAUGCUUUACACUUUUUUACAACAUUUUGUUUUUCCUGAAUUCAUUAAUUAA